Molecule: messenger RNA, 1908 nt
Organism: Coniophora puteana RWD-64-598 SS2
Lineage: Eukaryota; Fungi; Basidiomycota; Agaricomycetes; Boletales; Coniophoraceae
Exons: 4
Coding region: 1-1908 (635 amino acids)
Source: RefSeq, a predicted model, not a curated record
AUGUCGGGGGGCGAUCCGCGCUCCUCCGCCGCUGUAUCCUCCGCUGGGGGAUCGAAACCCAGGUUGCCCAAGGCGUACACGGACGACCAGCUCAACUUCCUCCGCGGCCACGUACAGGGCUUCGAGUCCCGCACACGCGGCGCCGUCCGUGGCGAUGCGAAGAAGUUCGCCCUCGAGCGCGCGGACGAGUUUCUGAUGACGUUUGGGAUGCCUGAUGAUUUGCGCGGGACGGAGGAGGCGGAGCCGAGGUUUAGGGAGCAGAUAUAUAAUUGGUAUAAGAAUACGGUGGGGAGGGCGAGGCGCAAGAUGGAGGGGAGGACCAGGGGGAAGGGCGCGGGGACGGGGACGGGGACGAAGGGCGUUGGGGGGAUGGAUAAGAUGAGCGGGAGUCCGGCGGCGACGCACAGUGGGUUGACGUGGAGCCCGAACUUGUCGAGCGCCGUGUCGUACCAUGACCAGACGCAGCAGCACGACUCGCCUGCGUCGCAGGCUGGUCCGUCUGCUGGCCAGCAGCAGCAGCAGCAGCAUGGUGGGCAGCAGCAGCACGGACAGCAUCAGCAGCACGGGCAUACGCAGCAACAGCAGCAUCAACACGGCCAGCAGCAGCAGCAACAGCAGCAACAGCAAUCGCAGUACCACUACCCGUUCCAAACGCACUCCGCGCUCAGCGUCCCCUCGCCCGGCCCGUCCGCGCUCUCGCUCGGCGUCGGCUCGAUGGGCAGCCCCACACCGCCCCUGCGCGACGCGUUCCUCGCGUCGUCCUCUAUCGACGCCGGGACGCUCUCCCAGCUCAUCCAGCAAUACGCGCUAUCCCACCCGUCCGCCGCGCCCGCGACACCGCUCGCGCCCGUCGUGCAGGCGCUGUUCGACGCUGCCACCGCCAUUCUCGCUGGCGCCGGGGGCGGGUCCCACCAUAGCAGCCAUGGUCACGGGCACGGACACGCUCAUUCCCAGCGACAUGGCGGCGGCGCGUCGGGCGGCACGACGUCGUCGUCGAACCUGCACGCGCUGCUCCGGCGGUACGCCGACGCGUGCGCGUUUUUCCCGCCGAACGUCGCGCACGCGGGCGUACACGGCCCCGCGGCCGGCGCACGUGCGCUCUCGAUGGCGCUGCGCACCGCGAGCGUGUGGCGCCCGCCCGGCUUCCCUACGCACAACGCCACCUCGACUUCGUCGCGAGGUUCGCACGGUGUCGGCGUUGGCGUUGGCAAUAUGGAGCGGAUAGCGGCGGACCGGCAGCGCAGGAAGGAUUAUAUCGUGUGGGCGCAGGUGCACGGUGCUGCGCUCGAAGUUGGGAUCGUCGUCGUUCCCGCGCCGCAGGGGAUCGGCUCGGGGACGGGGAAUAGUAACGCGGGUUCGGGUGGUGGGUACGGGGGGUCGACGCCUGGGGGGACGGGAGCGGCGGGCGGGGGGAUGGUGGGCGGGUACGAUGCGGGCGGGAUGCAUGGGGGGAUGCAUGGGGGGAUGGGUGUGGGCGUGGGCGUGGGCGUGGGUGUGGGCGGGGCGAUGGGGAGCAGCAGUCUUGGGGGCGCGAUGAACGGGAGCAUCGGGGGUGCGCUGGGUGUCGUCGGCGGCGGCAGCGGCACGGCGGGAUCGGCUUCCAGCGUCGGGGUGGGUGGUGUGGGGACGGGCGUGAGCGAGCAAGUGUCGAGUUUCUCGGAGAUGAUGGCGCGCGAUGCGGUGUGGGAGGCAGACGAGGUGGAGUGGGUGGCGGGGAUGUGUGUGUUGAGGGCGCUGAUACGCGUGGGCGGGGCGGCGCGCAAGGACGAGUAUGAGCGACUGGUGAGGACGUAUGAGGGGCGGUGGAAGGAGAUUAGGGACGAGGCGAGGCAGGCGCUUGUUACGGAGGUUUUGUUGUCGGCAAAGGAAGAUCUGGCGAGGAUGGACGACGGGCAGCGUAUCUCGUAA